Messenger RNA from Brienomyrus brachyistius, 2057 nucleotides. RefSeq names its product cysteinyl leukotriene receptor 2b (gene cysltr2b). Lineage: Eukaryota; Metazoa; Chordata; Actinopteri; Osteoglossiformes; Mormyridae. Gene Ontology annotation, biological process: G protein-coupled receptor signaling pathway. The coding region runs from base 148 to 1191 and encodes 347 amino acids. Gene Ontology annotation, molecular function: G protein-coupled receptor activity. The record is from RefSeq and is a predicted model, not a curated record. The transcript has 2 exons. Gene Ontology annotation, cellular component: plasma membrane.
UUUUACAUCGCAAAUCCUUAUCGUUUCUCACUGACUGGUCAUGUUGAAUAUCGUGCCGCGAUUGGGAUUAUUAGUAGGAAACUGGUGACCGGUAGCUAUUGAUCCAGGGUUACUGUGCACCAAAGGACCCCUUUAAAAGAAGUUAAAAUGGAUCUCCUCCAUCUGCAACAGGAUCCCAAAGUUGCUACGUGCAACUGUUCCAUCAGUAGCUUCAAGCAGGACGUUUAUCCCACCUCCUAUUUCCUCACUUUUGUCCUGGGCCUGACAGGCAACAUCAUGUCACUCUUCUACUUUGUGGUCUCAUACCGGAAGAAAAAGAUCUUCAGUUCAGUGAAACUCUACAUGGUCAAUCUCCUUUUGUCUGACUUCAUGCUGGUGUGCUCUUUGCCUCUGCGUGCCUCCUACUACCUAAUGGACACAUGGAUCUUUGGCGACGUUGCAUGCCGAGUCAUCUCCUAUGUCUUCUACAUCAACAUGUAUAGCAGCAUCUAUUUCUUCAUGGUGUUGAGCACCAUGCGAUGCCUGGCUGUCACCUGUCCGUACAGGUAUGUCCAACUGCAGAGCAGCAGAAGUUCCUGGGUCGUGUGUUCGGUUGUCUGGAUAUUUGUGUCUCUGGCGGCUGUGCCCUUGCUGAAAGAAGGGAUCAUCCAAGGUGAUGAUGACAAGGUGAGGUGUCUGGAAUUAAACACGAGAAAUAUAAGCAUCAUGGUUAACCUCAACUAUGCCACCUUAGUGAUUGGUUUUGUCCUGCCUGGUGUGGUCAUCACCGUCUGCUACAUUGUUAUGGUGUGCAGGUUGAUGAAACCAAAAAAGGAGCUAGGGAUCAAGAGCCCCAGCUACAAGAAAUCAUGUGCCCUGGUGAUAAUCAUAAUGAUUAUCUUCCUGGUUUGCUUCUUGCCCUAUCAUGUCGUGCGCACCGUCUUUCUCCACGUCGAAAAGGAAGUCAGCACAAAUGGCUGUAGCAAUUCCUGCCAGUACGUAACCAGAGUCCGCAAAGCAGCUGUGAUCACGCUCUGCCUCGCCGCUGGGAACAGCUGCCUGGAUUCUGUGCUUUUCAUCUUCAUGGGAGGGAACAUCUGCAAUUUUUACCAAAAAGAGGCUAAAAGACGAUCCAUAUGGAACAAUAGGUGCGAGCUGGUGGAUUCACCAAAUGCUGACCUCCAGGAACUGAACAUCAAAUCGCAUCAUUGAGAUGAAUGGUAAUCCAGGUCAUUUAUAUCAACGAGACAUCUUCAGCUCUUCGGAGAACAGCCUUCUGGGUUAAUACCAUUUCUGCUCCUUAAUUUGAUUGAUGUUGAUAUUAUUGAGAUUAGUACUGGUGUUUUAUAGCAGGUGCCAGAAUGAGCCUUAACAUUAUGUUUCAUUCCUCUCUUAACCUUAACAUUCUGUUUCAUUCCCACUUAAUUUUCAGCUGUCUAAAUAAAAAGUCUAAGAAAUCUCCUUUAGCCUCCCUUAACGAGGAUGCUUGUGCUGAUUAAAUUAUAAAGAUGCUGUAAAUUACAGCCAUUGAACUGCAUUGUCAUGAAACAUGGUUUUAAGUCUAGUGCUUCUUAGCUAUCCCCCACCAAUCCUAAUCAGUUAGCGAACGUCAUGUGUGUCUCUGUUAUCACGAGUUUCUGUCAGGCUCUGUGCGAUAUGAGUUUUUCUUUGCGAAUGCUGUGGCCAAAAACGUUUGAUCUUUUUGGUGGAUUUUCUCAAAAUGUGCGAUGCAUGUUGUGAAGCUCCGUGUGGAGAAUAUGCUUACAAAAGUUCAGGAUUAGGAUGUAACUUUGGUUUGACCAUUGGGGGGAGUUGAGGUUUCCACCCAUUUAGGGGGAGACAUGAUUAUCGGGAGGGUUGUAUUAGCCAGUUUUGAUUAUUGGGGGGGUUGUGCCCCCCCCCCCAUGGUUCAGGAACAAAGAGACAUAAAUAAUUACUUUCUAUUUCUUUUUUGUAUGACAUAAACAUUUGUCGAUGUAAAAAAACGUUUGGUCUUUUGGUUCCAGUGAUGUUUCCAAAUAAACUCUCAGUUUAACAUUAGCAGCAAAUAAAAUCAAACACAUUAACAGAAAAAUGUA